This is a messenger RNA of Lemur catta (Ring-tailed lemur), 1810 nucleotides long. It is a transcript of the gene TRMT61B, whose product is annotated as tRNA methyltransferase 61B. The transcript is spliced from 7 exons. Bases 10 to 1434 code for a protein of 474 amino acids. Gene Ontology annotation, biological process: tRNA methylation. The record is from RefSeq and is a predicted model, not a curated record. NCBI's taxonomy places the organism in Eukaryota, Metazoa, Chordata, Mammalia, Primates, Lemuridae. Gene Ontology annotation, cellular component: tRNA (m1A) methyltransferase complex.
CGGGACGCCAUGCUCGCGGCCGGGUACAGCGGUCCUGUCUUGCUGGGGUUGCUGCGCCUCUGGAGGCGGCGGGCAGGGCUCGGAACCAGCUCAUUCUUGCGAGGCCUUGGGCAAGCGCACUUCGAGGGAGCCCAGUCGCUGUGUUACGAGUCCUCGCCUAGGGACGCGCGAAAGGAAGAUCGAGAGCGCGAGGCGGCGCAAAGGAAAGCCGCAGGAGCAGAGUCUUCCCCCUCUCGCCCUCUGCACAUCCCGGGCUGUGGGACCAGAUGUUUUUCGUCACUGGAAAGCCUCAGACUGCCGACGCCGCAGGAAGCGUCAACUUCUCAAGAGCCCAAGGACUCGAGCGGAGACCAGUGCCAGUCCGGGCCGGCACACCUGGGAUCCGGUGGUCCCUCGCCGCCCGCCCUGGCCCAGUCCGCGACCGACGUCGACGAGCUUCACGUCUCCCCUUGCUGCUCACUUUCCAGAGAGGGCCCCUUUCAGCCUGGGGAGCUGAUUUUAGCGGAGACUGAAAAGAGAGAAACACAAUUUAAAAAAUUAUUUAGGUUGAGCAAUUCCGGAUACUUAAAUAAGAACUGGGGGGCAGUCCCGUUCAGCAAGAUUGUGGGGAAGUUCCCCGGCCAGAUACUGAUGAGUUCCUCCGGUAAGCACUUCAUGCUGAGGAGGCCGACAUUGGAAGACUAUGUGUUAUUGAUGAAAAGAGGGCCUGCCAUAACAUAUCCAAAGGAUAUGAAUAUGAUGCUGUUGAUGAUGAAUAUCAGCCCAGGUGAUACUGUUUUGGAAGCUGGCUCAGGCUCUGGUGGAAUGAGCUUAUUUUUAUCCAAAGCGGUUGGAUCACAAGGACGAGUCAUAAGUUUUGAAGUACGAAAAGACCAUCGUGAUCUGGCUAAGAAGAAUUACAAUCACUGGCGUGAUUCAUGGAACUUAAGUCAUGUAGAAGAGUGGCCUGACAAUGUGGAUUUUAUUCAUAAGGAUAUUUCAGAAGCAACUGAAGACAUAAAAUCUUCAACAUUUGAUGCAGUAGCUUUGGAUAUGUUAAAUCCUCAGGUUGCUUUGCCUGUCUUAUACCCAAAUCUUAAACAGGGUGGUGUAUGUGCUGUAUAUCUAGCAAACAUCACACAGGUUAUUCAACUUUUAGAUGGAAUUCGCAUCUGUGAACUUGCUCUUUCAUGUGAAAAGAUAAGCGAGGUCAUCAUCAGAGAUUGGUUAGUUUGCCUCGCAAAACAGAAAAAUGGAAUUUUACCUCAAAAAGUAGAACCUGAAAUCAACACAGAUUUACAAUUACGUUCUCAAAAGAAAAUUGGAGUUGAAGAAGAAUCACAUUCUGAUUUUCCAUAUGGAUCAUUUCCCUAUAUUGCUAGACCUAAACACUACCAAACUGGUCAUACAGCUUUUCUUGUCAAAUUGAGGAAGGUCAAACUGCAAUUUAACUGAGUACCCCAGAUGACAGCAACUGAUUUGAAGACGGAAAAAUUUCAACAUAGAACUUUGUAUUGCAAAUCACUACUUUCAUAGAUUGGUAUCUUUACCUAUUACUAUGAUUUGUAUAACUUUUACAUAUAAUUUUGAAAAAUAACAAAAGCUAAAGAAACAUGUGUAACAUUGUAAAACUGCUUAAAUGUCCAUUUUGACACUUGUCUUGCAGACAUUUUGUAGGUAAUGAUUCCAAGUUGCUUUAGCUGAGCCAUCUCAUUCUUCACUUCCUGUAAACCACUCCAUGGAUUUGUCUCGCUUCAUGAAAUUAGUAUUGUUUCCUUUGUUUGAUUGAUGGUCAUUGGCUACUGAAACAAAAUAUGCAUUUUAAGAUAAA